AAUUAACGCUCAAAAGUGCAUUCUACUUACAACAACAACACCGCCAGCUCCUCCUGUACGCCCACGUCCGCCAAAAUGAUUACACACAACUCAUUGAGUGUCUAUGGUGGCGGCGUUAUGUGUGCCUCCCCCUCCACCGCACCGGGUUUCUUCAAUCACAGACCGCAAUCGGGCGCCGAACUAUCCGCCUUUGAACUGGGCCUGCCGCGAUCCAUGGCCCUGGGCGUACCACCACCCACAGCCUGGCAUGAUCCAAAUUUGGGCGGUCAUCUGCAUGCAUCCGCCGGUCCCGCCGGUUCACUGGCCAGUGCCCAGACAAAUCAGGCCGGUUCAGUGGGUACCGGCGGUGGUACCACACCGUCCAGUGUCACCAGCCAUCAAUCGGUGGGCAUUAAACAAGAUCUAUCCGCCCUUUCGACAAAUCAACAAAACGCAAAUCAACAUCAACAAAAUGCCUCCGCCGCCGCCGCAGCUGCUGCCACCCACCAUACCAUCAAAGAAGAUCUAUCCGCCAUGAAUACGGUUAGCAAUAGUGGUGUCCAUCAUGGAACGGCGUCGGCAAAUCAACACACCAGCCAUGAUAUGAGUUCAUUGAUGAAAUCGUCACAGUCACAGUGUUUGGUUGGUGGUGGUGCCAGCAGUGGUGCUGGUGGUCAUGGAGGUCACAAUCAAGCCGGCAAUGGUGGUAGUACAACACCCAGUUCACAGGCCAAUAGUUCACAUUCGCAAAGCAGUAAUAGCGGUUCACAAAUCGAUCCCAAACAAAAUAUUGAAUGUGUCGUGUGUGGUGAUAAGAGUUCGGGCAAGCAUUAUGGUCAAUUCACAUGUGAAGGUUGCAAAUCAUUUUUCAAACGUUCGGUGCGCCGCAAUUUAACCUACUCCUGUCGGGGGAGCAGAAAUUGUCCCAUCGAUCAGCAUCAUCGGAAUCAAUGCCAAUAUUGCCGCCUCAGAAAGUGCCUCAAAAUGGGAAUGAGACGUGAAGCUGUACAACGCGGACGCGUCCCACCCACACAACCCGGUCUGGCUGGCAUGCACGGCCAAUAUCAGCUGGCCAAUGGCGAUCCGAUGGGCGUGGCUGGCUUCAAUGGCCAUUCGUACCUUAGUUCCUAUAUUUCAUUACUCCUGCGUGCCGAACCCUAUCCCACCUCCCGCUAUGGCCAGUGUAUGCAACCAAAUAACAUCAUGGGCAUUGAUAACAUUUGUGAAUUGGCUGCCCGUCUGCUAUUCUCCGCCGUUGAAUGGGCCAAAAAUAUACCCUUUUUCCCCGAACUACAAGUUACCGAUCAAGUUGCUCUGCUGCGUUUGGUAUGGUCCGAAUUGUUCGUACUCAAUGCCAGCCAAUGUUCAAUGCCACUGCAUGUUGCCCCCCUUCUGGCUGCGGCGGGUUUACAUGCCUCACCCAUGGCUGCGGAUCGUGUUGUUGCAUUUAUGGAUCAUAUCCGCAUCUUCCAGGAACAGGUGGAGAAAUUGAAAGCUUUACAUGUCGAUUCGGCUGAGUAUUCGUGUCUGAAGGCGAUUGUGCUGUUUACCACCGAUGCCUGCGGCUUAUCUGAUGUCAAUCACAUAGAAUCCCUGCAAGAGAAAUCGCAAUGCGCCUUGGAAGAAUAUUGCCGGACGCAAUAUCCAAAUCAACCAACGCGGUUUGGUAAAUUACUUUUAAGGCUGCCAUCAUUGAGAACGGUUUCCUCACAAGUCAUUGAGCAAUUAUUUUUUGUGCGUCUAGUCGGUAAAACACCCAUUGAAACAUUGAUACGCGACAUGCUGUUGUCCGGCAAUAGUUUCUCUUGGCCAUAUUUACCAUCGAUGUGACACACAAUGUGGAGACAAUUGACAACGACAUGAUCAUCCACGGCGGCAGCAGCUGUUGCAGCGGCAGUUGCAACUAGCCAACAGCAACAGCAUCAACAUUAUCAGCAGCAGCAGCAACAACAACAGCAGUAUCAACAACAACAACAGCAGCAGCAA
Musca vetustissima is the source of this 1965-nucleotide messenger RNA. RefSeq names its product steroid receptor seven-up, isoforms B/C-like. The record is from RefSeq and is a predicted model, not a curated record. NCBI's taxonomy places the organism in Eukaryota, Metazoa, Arthropoda, Insecta, Diptera, Muscidae. Gene Ontology annotation, biological process: regulation of transcription by RNA polymerase II; cell differentiation; anatomical structure development. Gene Ontology annotation, molecular function: RNA polymerase II cis-regulatory region sequence-specific DNA binding; nuclear receptor activity; zinc ion binding. Bases 76 to 1809 code for a protein of 577 amino acids. The transcript is spliced from 5 exons.